Molecule: messenger RNA, 6036 nt
Organism: Chelonia mydas (Green sea turtle)
Lineage: Eukaryota; Metazoa; Chordata; Testudines; Cheloniidae
Gene: SLMAP
Product: sarcolemma associated protein
Exons: 25
Coding region: 1524-4139 (871 amino acids)
Biological process (GO): regulation of membrane depolarization during cardiac muscle cell action potential; protein localization to plasma membrane; regulation of voltage-gated sodium channel activity
Molecular function (GO): protein binding
Source: RefSeq, a predicted model, not a curated record
UCCGCCGGGGCUUCAUUUGCCACAGCACGCAGGUGCGCGCGCUCCACAUCGGCGCACUGCUGUGCGAGCGAGCCCGGCGCUUGCGCAGGAGAGGGUAGGCGGUCGCUGGCGUAUCCUUCGGUCAGGCUCAGUUCACAGCGGCUCCUCCCUCUCCCGGGUGCCAGCCCUCCCUCCCCCCUUCCUCUCCCCGGCAGCGCGGCUGCUACACCGGGUAGGUUUCCAGUCACUAUGGCGGCGGCUGCUGUUGGGAAGGUCAGAAGAAAGUUUUCGUUGUCGGCGGCCGCCUGAGAACGACACUGAGCGGGAGGCAUCCGGGCCCGGCUUCCAGGCCUCCCCCGCAGCCGGAGCAGGGCCAGCCCCGCUGGGCCAGCGGAGACCCCGCUCCUCAGGAGAGAGUGACAAACGGCAUCCCGAUGCGCAGCCACCUGCGGAGACCCUGAGCGGAACAGAUCCCUCCCCCUUUGGCCGGGCGGCGGGAGACCUCCGGGAGAUUCCUCCCUGGGACUUAUUGUAGCAAGCCCCCGUGAGAGACACCCCUCCGCCCUCCUAAGGCGGCCCGCCUCACUGAGACAUCCACCUCUGUCCCCCGUCUGAGGGGCGAUCCCUUCUUCUGUCAGCCCAACCUUCGUGAGCGCCUGCAAAUCCCCUGGCUGCCACUCCCCUCCCAGUUGAGGAGGCCCUCACCCCUUCAGUUCGUCCUGGAAGACCCUUCCUCUUAGUUUCUCCGGGGGUGGAGAAGAGUUUGAAGCCCCUCUCCACUCUUUAUCAAAUUCCAUACCUGAGUGGCCAAUUGCAACUCUAGCCUCAGGUCAGCUUUUUCUGGUGUAGGGGAAGAGAACAGUGCAGCUUUGCUACCUCUAGUCGAGGACCACCCACGCUACUUUAUCUUAAUGUCUGAAGAAGAUGAAAUGUGGACUGCCAUGUGGAUCAACUAAACUGACUGUCUUUUGUGGAGCGAAUGCUUCAUACGCAUUCUCCAUCUCUUGAUCUGGGCUGUGAGGCUGGCUGGACGCUAAACGUUUUUUAUCCCCUGGCUCCCGACCCCUAAAUCUUUCCUUGCUUUCAUGCUGCAUUGGUCAAAUUUUUGGUAAGUGCUGUUUACAGAAGAAGGAAAAAAAAGAAGGCAGUCUGAAUCCCCAACACAAGUAUUUAUGUGUGACUCAUCUACUUGGAUUUAAAGACAUCUCCACCUUUGGGGAGUCUUGCUUCUCUUCUGUGAAGUCAGAUGUUUGUUCCUGUUCUUCCUGAUGAGCAUGGAUUGAAAGUUGCGCCUUCUAGAUUUUUUCCAGGGUGCUGCUAAUACUGUUAAAGGACAUAAUGGGGCUUUUUCACUGGAUUAUUGCCAGGAUCAGUUUACACACUGCAACAAUGAGUUGUUAGGCAUCUCAUGUACAGGUAACAUUUGUCCUGCUUUAAUGUAAAAUUGUGGGGGAGAUUUGGGAUAAAAAUUUUUGGAAGGCAGUCUGGAUCAGGAAGAGUUUCUCUUCAUCCCUGUUUGGCGUGACAUCCCCAAUCUGUCCUCGAUGCCUUCAGCCUUGGCUAUCUUCACUUGCCGCCCGAACUCUCACCCAUUUCAGGAGCGUCAUGUCUACCUGGAUGAGCCUGUCAAAAUUGGCCGUUCGGUGGCUCGCUGCCGGCCAGCUCAGAAUAAUGCUACUUUUGACUGUAAAGUGUUGUCCAGGAACCAUGCCCUUGUCUGGUUCGACCACAAGACAGGCAAGUUCUAUCUUCAAGACACUAAGAGUAGUAAUGGUACCUUCAUAAACAGUCAGAGAUUGAGUAGAGGAUCUGAGGAAAGCCCACCAUGUGAGAUUCUGUCUGGUGACAUCAUCCAGUUUGGUGUAGAUGUGACAGAGAACACGCGGAAAGUUACCCAUGGAUGUAUAGUCUCCGCAAUAAAACUAUUUCUACCAGAUGGUAUGGAAGCCCGAUUACGGUCAGAUGUCAUCCAUGCUCCAUUACCAAGUCCUGUUGACAAGGUUGCUGCUAACACUCCCAGUAUGUACUCUCAGGAACUGUUUCAGCUUUCUCAGUAUCUACAGGAAGCCUUACAUCGGGAACAAAUGUUGGAACAGAAGUUGGCCACCCUUCAGCGACUGCUUGCUGUCACACAGGAGGCUUCAGAUACUAGUUGGCAGGCUUUAAUAGAUGAAGACAGACUACUAUCAAGGUUAGAAGUCAUGGGAAACCAAUUACAAGCCUGUUCAAAAAAUCAAACAGAAGAUAGUAUACGAAAGGAACUGGUAGCAUUACAGGAAGACAAACACAACUAUGAGACAACAGCCAAAGAGUCCCUGAGGCGGGUCCUUCAGGAGAAAAUUGAGGUGGUCAGAAAACUAUCCGAAGUGGAGCGAAGUUUAAGUAACACUGAAGAUGAAUGUACUCACCUGAAAGAAAUGAAUGAGCGGACUCAGGAAGAAUUAAGAGAAUUAGCAAACAAGUACAAUGGAGCUGUAAAUGAAAUUAAAGACCUCUCUGACAAACUGAAGGUGGCAGAAGGAAGACAAGAGGAAAUCCAACAGAAGGGGCAGGCAGAGAAAAAGGAAUUGCAACAUAAAAUAAAUGAAAUGGAAGAGCGAGAACAAGAGCUUCAGGCAAAAAUAGAAGCUUUGCAAGCAGAUAAUGAUUUCACCAAUGAACGGCUAACUGCUUUACAAGUACGGUUAGAACACCUGCAAGAGAAAACUCUUAAAGAACACAACAGCUUAGGCAUACAAGUUGAUGACUUCAUACCUAAAAUUAAUGGGAGUGCAGAAAAAGAGCACUUUCUUUCAAAGAGUGGAGGGGACUGCACUUUUAUUCAUCAGUUCAUAGAGUGCCAGAGAACUGGAGUCAGUUCCCUCCAUUUGCACCAAAAUGCUGGGCAUAUCGCAGGAUGGCACCAUAAGCACCAACCAUUGAUCCCAGACAAGUUCAUAGACGAAGGACAUCUAACCAAAGUGGAAGAAACAAAGCUUUUGAGAGAAAACCAAGCAAGAGCAAAAGAAUCUGAUUUGUCAGAUACCCUUAGUCCAAGCAAGGAGAAAAGCAGCGACGACACUACAGAUGCCCAAAUGGAUGAACAAGAGCUAAAUGAACCUAUUGCUAAAGUAUCUCUUUUAAAAGAUGAAUUACAGGGUGCACAAUCAGAAACAGAGACUAAACAAGAAAUUCAGCAGCUGCACAAGGAGCUGAUUGAAGCCCAAGAGCUAGCUAGAACAAGUAAACAAAAAUGCUUCGAACUUCAAGCACUACUGGAAGAAGAGAGAAAAGCAUACCGGCUGCAGGUUGAGGAGUCCACCAAGCAAAUACAGUUUCUGCAAGCCCAGCUGCAUAGGUUGCAGGAAGAUAUUGAGAAUCUUCGUGAGGAAAAGGAGAAUGAAAUUUCAAGCGCUCGAAAUGAAUUGUUACGUGCUCAAGAUGAGAUUUUGCUCCUUCAACAAGGGGCAGAAAAGGCUGCAUCAGAACGAGAAACUGAUAUUGCUGCUUUGCAAGAAGAGCUGCAGGAGGUGCGGGCUGAACUUGAACGCUGGCGGAAAGAAGCCUCCGAAUACGAAAAAGAAAUUGUCAGUCUUCAAGCCAGUUUCCAGCUGCGAUGUCAGCAGUGUGAGGAUCAGCAGAGAGAGGAAGCUACUCGUUUACAAGGUGAACUUGAAAAGUUGAGAAAGGAGUGGAGUGAUCUAGAAGCUGUAUGCCUCUCCUUAAAGAAUGAGAAUACUUUGCUUGCAUCUGAACUUCAGCGACAAGAGAAGGAGCUUCAUAGUUCUCAGAAACAGAGUUUAGCGCUAACCGGUGAUCUAAGUGUUCUUGAAAUGACCCGAAAGGAACUUGAAAAUCAAGUGGGAUCUUUGAAGGAACAGCAUCAACGCGAUGCAGCUAGUCUAAAAACUCUACUCAGUCAAGCUGAGAAUCAAGCAAAGGAUGUUCAGAAAGAGUAUGAAAAGACACAGACUGUACUCUCAGAGCUGAAGUUGAAGUUUGAGAUGACUGAGCAGGAAAAGCAAUCAAUCACAGAUGAGCUCAAACAAUGUAAAGACAACCUGAAGCUGCUACAAGAAAAAGGAAACAAUAGACAAUGGCCUUGGAUGCCUCUGAUGGCAGCUUUGGUUGCUGUAACAGCUGUGGUGCUGUACCCAGGCCUAACCAGAGCUUCUCCAUGAGAACUGUUGUUGAAUCCAUUCACCGUCCUCCCUUUAGAAGCUGGCAUCACUCACAUACUGGGGAAAAACAGAUUAAUUCUCUUCCUUUUUACCUCUUAAUACAACAAAGCUCUGCGCGAGAACAGUAGUAGGGUCAUUUGCUUUAAACUGUAUAAAAUGUAUCUGUCUAUAAAGAGGGAAUAAAAUUAUGACUUCAUUCUACUGUGAGCAAUAUUUUUGCUUACAAUUUCAUGUAAUUUUUAAAUUAGUAUGUUGGGAUUCUAAAUACUAUUAUGGUGGCCUAAAGUAGGCUUCUUGGUACCAAAUUAUUUAUAAUGGGUAGGUUUGUGGAUAUUUUACUUUAGAAUCUGAUUGCCAGAUUUAAAAGAAAAACACAUUUCUGAUUUGGAUACCCAUGCCAAAUAACCUUACAGAUACUUGGAAACAGAGACAGUAUGCUCAGUGCCUUUUAGGUUGAAAUAUUUUUUUACAUUAAUGUUCCAUUCUUACUUGCUGUAAGUCACUGAGCUAGUGGGAACAAGACUUAAAAUAACUUCUCUUUCCAGGCCUUUAGAAGGAAACAAAUAUUUUGCUUCAGUAAAGAUUGUUCUAUUAAUAAUUUUGGGAAUAAAUACAAUUCAUUUCCAGCCUUAAAGAGAUAGAUAAGACAUUGGAUGGCAAACACCUGCCUAGGAUAUUGUGUGUGCGCGUGUGGGAGUGUGUGCUUGUGUGUGUUCUUGAGUGAACUAAGGUAUUUCUGGGAGCAAAAUCUUGGUCAUUUGAUGGACAUAGUGCAGUGAUCCAAUUUAUAUUACCUUUAGUUCGAAUGUAAUUUAUUAAAUUCAUAUAUUUAAAGAGACAUUCUUUAAAGUCUGAAUAUUUUCACACAUAUCACAUUUUAGCAACUUAUUUUUUCAGUCAUUUAAUACGUUCAAAACUGAACUGGAGAAAUAAUAUUUGUCUAUUUAGGUAAGUUUUUACUGAAAACUUCAAUAUGGGAGUGCUACAAUGCAUCUAUGGGUAACUGAAAAAAAUCCAAGAUAAGCAAGCUAUUGCCAGGUUAGUCAUCUAACUGGUCAUGUAUGCAUCAAGUUAAUAAGCUGAGAGAGUUUACUUUUGGUAAUUAGAAACUUUUGCAUCAAUGUUACAUGACACACUAUGCAUAAUAUACCUUCAUACAGUGGUCCCCAUUAAAAAGUUUAUUUCCUAGUUGAAGGGUGGCAACUGUUGUUAGUUAUCGACUUUUUGAUUGGGUAACCACUGUAGUUAAACAAUGAAUUAAGUGUUGGCUAUAGUUGUCUUGUGCAACUCAACAGUUCAGUUAAAAAAGUUUUAUUAAGGUCCUAAAUAUAAUAUACUAAAGGAUUGCAAAGUAAAAUGAAUUCAUCUAAUGGAAAUCUAAGAAUAGGAAAAUAAUCUCAGCGAAGAUUGAAUUGGCUUUAAAAUAUAUAAUGGCAAUCAACAGAUAUAGUUGAAUAUUUAAAUAGAAUUUUAGCAUAUAAUUUGCCUUGUGAGGUUUUGAGGGUCAUUGUCCUUUAAUUAAAGGUUCUAUCUUAAAAUAUUUGGGAUUUGCUAAUGGGAGGAUUAUUAGAUUUAUGGAAGAAUAAGCCCACAAGUGACUUUUAGAAUAUAAUAUUGGGUCAUCUAGUUAACAUUUCGUCUUUUUCAGUUGCAGGAAGCCACCCAAUCACAAAACACUCAUAUGCCAGUGGUACUCGGUACCUCUUGUAUAUAGAUUAUUGCAAAUAUUGUUCUGAAAUGCUUUACUUCAGAAUUACAUUUUUUAAAGUAAAUAAUUGUUUUAAAUCUAUUUUGUAAAGGUAUAAAAAGUACAAUAGAAUUUCUCGAGUACAGAUUAAACUAUUUGCACUAACACACGUGAUGUGCAUGAUUUAAUAAAAUAACUUUACUCUCCAUA